AUGUCUGAAAACGCACAAACUUCCCACCACGCCGGAUUCAUGGACCGAAUGUUACAUCGCGGACAUCAUGGCAACGAACAAGAGCAAAAAGAUCACAAUGAAGAACAUGACCAGCAGCCUGAUGUACAGCCUCAGCAGGGUGAACAAGCCAAUCCACCUGCCAAGGAAGGCGAAAGGGAGAGAGUCGAAGACUACGUGAAUGAAGAGCGGAAGCUAAUGCAGGAGGGAGACACAUACGCUGGACUCAUGUAG
This is a messenger RNA of Aspergillus udagawae, 252 nucleotides long. RefSeq lists its product as uncharacterized. The record is from RefSeq and is a predicted model, not a curated record. The transcript is spliced from 2 exons. Lineage: Eukaryota; Fungi; Ascomycota; Eurotiomycetes; Eurotiales; Aspergillaceae. Bases 1 to 252 code for a protein of 83 amino acids.